Messenger RNA from Nematostella vectensis (starlet sea anemone), 6865 nucleotides. RefSeq names its product zinc finger MIZ domain-containing protein 1. The record is from RefSeq and is a predicted model, not a curated record. Lineage: Eukaryota; Metazoa; Cnidaria; Anthozoa; Actiniaria; Edwardsiidae. Gene Ontology annotation, biological process: regulation of transcription by RNA polymerase II; protein sumoylation. Bases 664 to 4047 code for a protein of 1127 amino acids. The transcript is spliced from 21 exons. Gene Ontology annotation, molecular function: SUMO ligase activity; zinc ion binding.
GAUUUCUUGUCAGCACUUAAACGAAACCAGACUUGAGACGUCAAAGCGUACAGCUGUGGAGGCAAGCAACUUUAAAGCUCGUAACGUACUGCGACUUCGCUAGAGGCUCCCUAUAACAACAAGAAAAUCCUGUGCAGUUAUAUUUUAUACUCACAACUCGAGAGAUCAUACGUUUUUACGAUUUAUUGGUAUGUUUUGAGAGUAGAAACCCGCGGCUCCGUUGUUUGUGGUCGUGUGAUUGACACUAGAGGUACAUGUAAGGAGAACGCUGAUUGGUUGAUUAAUGAAAACCAAUCAAGUGCCGUGCAUGUGUGUCGCUUACAAUAGCUCCACUUGGCUUUUGUCUUCAUAGAGAAGUACGACUUACGAGAAUACUAGCCACUAAUUCACGAAUUUUUACCCUUUACCGGCGCAUCUUUUUCAAUUUUUUUGCACAGAGGAUUCAGUUCGUAUACUGUGACUAUGCAAGAGGGUUUUCAGUUGAGAGUGAUGUGAAUUUUAGCAGCUUUGGACGGGAUUAUCAAAGACAUCCAUGGCCCCUUGCCGACUUCAACACAGCUCAUGACGUGAUGAAAAACUUUCUUCAAUAUAGUGUAAAACUUCUUCGCACGCUGCACUGGUAGUGGGAACUACAAUUUUGUUGCACAUGCACUUGUGUACACUAUGGCGGAGUUUCCCCCCAAUAUUGGAGACUAUGGCAAUAAAGCUCUGGGAGAUUUAGACGAUGGAUUUUUCUAUGGAACUGCGACUGCCACACAACUGCCUUCAGCCGAAAAUCAACAGCUGGCUCCAUAUAGUUCCGGAAUGGCCCUUAGCAUGGAAAGGCACAUCCAGCAGACGAACGAGCGUCUGCACUGCAUCAAAAACCACUUGUCAUCUCCUCAAGGCUUUCAAACUGCUGCCAGGGAGCUGUUGGAGUGGUGUGGAGAUGUACGGGCAUUCCAGAGGCCAUUUGAAGACAACCUCAUGCACUGUUUAACGGUUGUAAGCCGAGUGGCAGCAAAUCCAGGAUAUGACUUAGAUCUAGGAUAUCGACUUCUAGCUGUCUGUGCCGCGCACAGGGACAAGUUUUCACCAAAAUCAGCAAGCAUGCUGUCUGUUUGGUGCGAAGAGUUGGGCAGGCUCCUGCUGCUACGGCAUCAGAAACAGCGCACAGAAAAUCAGAAAAACACAUCGUACCACCCUGCAAUGCAGAAGGCAAUGCCGCCACAGAUGAAUGACAUGAACCACAUGGGGGCUGGUCCUGACACCGGUACAGUUGUUUGGCCGCAAACCACACAACAGCAAGCUGCCUUGUCUGUGGUCACCACUGUUUGGGGAGUGACGUCUUCGCUAACUAACGGCAUGCCAAACAUGACUCAUGACUCAAUGAUUCCUGGCAUCCCUACAACAAACACUGUCAACUCUGUUACGCAUCCUUUCCCUACAACAUCGGCCAAUCCUACAAAACAAUAUGGUGGUUUCCCACAACAACGGCGGAUGAUGACAGAUGGACCUUACAUGCAGAGGCAGAAUAGCUACCCUUCUCCAGCUAACCAAAACGGCCCUCCAAAUUCUGGGCCAUAUCAAUACCCAUCACAGCCCAACGCCCCCCCUAAUGCAUCCCCAUUCCCUAAUGCUCCUGCUAAUCCUGCAGCGGCCGCCGCUGCAGCAGCUGUAGCUGCUGCUGCAGCUACUGCUACAGCAACGGCCACUGCAACAGCAACAGCUGCGCUACAAGAACAGCAAAUGGAUCCGUAUGGCUACCAAACUGGUCAAAACCAGUAUAACCAGAAUCAGCAGGUGCCCCACCCACAGCACCCCCCUCCGCCAUACCAACGAAGUGCAAGCUACCCUGGUUACUCUCCGGAGCAGUAUCAGCAGGUGCCGCUGCCACAUAGCCAGAUGCAGCAACCCAACCAGCCGCCAAACAUGAUGAAGGGGCCUCGGCCUCAGAUGACUCGAAACCAGUAUCUUCAAGAAUACAUGAUGAAGAGAGCGCAAAUGCAGCAGCAUUACAAGCAACAACAGCAGCCAUACAUGCCAAACCAAAUGCCAAACCAAAUGCCGAACCAAAUGCCAAACCAAAUGCCCAAUCAAGGAGGACCGCAAAUGGGUUACCAAAUGCAGCCAGCAGGUUACCAGCAAAGCGGCUACCAGCAGCAGCCCACCCCUCCCCCUCCCUACACCCCAGCCGCCACAAUGAACCAAAAUCCAUUCUCACAGCUAAAUCAAGGUGGGCCAGUAGUCACUCCUACACAAGUCGGACCAAUGAAUAACAUGGGACCCAAUAUGGGGGUCCCAGCAAUGGGGGGUGUCCCUCAGAACAAUCAGAUGAGCAUGUACCCACAUCCCAUGCAAGGAGGAACCCCCACCUCUCAACCGGGGCCCAAGAAUAGAAGAAGAAAGAGCGCUGCUCCAUUCCCGCAACAGCCGCCUAUGCAGAUGGCCGCAGCCAUGUCUCCGCCCACAGCAGGUCCUACUACGCCUGUGGGUAUGGGCAGUCCGUACAUGAGUAUUACUGACGGGAUGGGUGGUUUUAACUAUGACACGAAACCCCCAACGUCAGUAAUUCCUGCAGCAACAGCAUCACCACAAGGGACCAUGGAAGAUGUCAAGCCUAGGAUACGAAACGAAAAUGACGUUAUUCGGCUGACGUUCCCGGUCCGUGAUGGUAUCGUUUUGCCCCCAUUCCGCCUGGAGCACAACCUUGCUGUAAGCAACCACGUGUUCCACCUAAGAGAAUCAGUUCAUCAGACUCUAAUGAUGAGACCCGACUUGGAGUUACAGUUCAAGUGUUACCACCACGAAGACAAGCAGAUGUACACCAAUUGGCCAGUGUCAGUGGCAGUUAGUGUGAAUGCUACUCCGCUGCCGAUAGAGCGGGGCGAGAAUAAGACUGCACACAAACCUCUUCAUCUCAAGCAAGUUUGUAAACCGGGCCGGAAUACAAUACAAAUCACCGUCACGGCUUGUUGUUGUUCUCACUUGUUUGUUCUUCAACUCGUUCAUCGUCCAUCCGUCAGUUCUGUGUUACAAAGUCUACUACGAAAACGACUUCUUCCAGCGGAACAUUGCAUUACAAAAGUGAAACGUAAUUUCUCACUCUGUUCGACUGCGCCUACAACUAAUGGCAGCGACGACGGGGUGGAACAGACAGCGAUUAAAGUGUCUCUCAAGUGUCCAAUCACCUUUAGACGUAUUUCCUUACCGGCUCGAGGGCAUGAUUGUAAACACAUACAGUGCUUCGACCUCGAAUCCUAUCUGCGGCUGAACUGUGAACGGGGCAGUUGGAAAUGUCCUGUCUGCAAUAAAACAGCUUUAUUAGAGGGUCUAGAGGUUGACCAAUUCGUCUGGGGGAUCCUCACAGCGCUAUCCAGUAGUUGCGAAGUAGAGGAAGUGACCAUCGACCCCAACAGCCAAUGGAAGCCAGUCACUGUCAAGCAAGAGCCGAAAGAUGAAGACUGUCAGAACCCGCCUGUUUCCAAGAAACUCCGACCAUCACCCCCAGACUCGCUCCCUAUAAUGAACGCCGGGACACCUUCGAGCGGGCACUUUUCGCCACACUCAGGACAGCCCCACUCGCACCCAGGCAAUGGGACUCCCACCCCACCUGGUCGCACCCCAGAUAUGAACACAGGGUCAUCAGGCGGCACCCAGGAACAUGGACCUGGAAGCAACCAACCCUCCGAUAAAAUCCAUAGUCCAGCCACAAGCCAUACUUCACCUGUCUCGACCCAUCUCCCAACACCCAACUGCCACACUUCAACACCCCACACCACGACAACUACACCAAACAGCAACGAACAGUGCCCAAACACCGCGGCAGGCUCAGUUCCCCCUCCUCCGAGCAGUACGGCGAACGCCCCUGUGCCGGAUGAUGCUCCCGACCUAACGUCUGAAAAUCUCCCAGAUGACUAUUUCGACCCGUCAGUUUUAGGCGGGGACAGCGGAUCAGAUGAAGUUGAAGGGACACUAGAUGAUUUACCGGAAAACCUCGACCCAUCGGAAUUGUUCUCCUAUCUGACGCCAGGACCUAACGAGGACCUCCUUUCCAUGUUUGAUUAACACCUGUCCAUCAACGAGAUGGUAUAUAAAUAGACGAAGAAUAUAUACAAUGGCUAGUAUUUUGGGUAACCUCUUCAUGAGCGGAAUCUUGAAAAAAGUCUUUACAUUUUAGUAAAGCCACAUUCUUACGACUCAUUUUAUGUGGAAUCCUGCAGAAGCUUUUACAUCUUUUACUUUAGGAGACCCCCCAUAACGCAAAUAGAUUGGGAUAGAUAUAUAAUAGACGACAUAUAUUACAGAGGUAGAGAUUGCAGAUUUUAUUUAUUUAUAUUUUCUUAAAAGAUCCGUAGUAACUUGUUAACACCGACUCUCCAUCUUCAUAAGGUUUCAUAAUGUGGGAUUUUAAGGGACACAGUUGUAAAAUAACAUCGACGCUAAUAUAUAUAUAUAUAACAUACAUAACUGAUGGAUACUUUGAUCGUAUUUUUUUUUCUUAAAAGAUUCAACUUCAAAAGUUCUAUUUUGUUUAAUCAGAGAUUAAUCUUAGUUGUCUAAUGGACACUAAACGACCAGUGGGCUCAUCGAUACUAUAUCACAAUCGCCCUGAAUAUAACCCUAACAAUAAUCCUAUUUCGGUGGUUGUGAUAUUGUAUUUCCCAAUAUCUAGUGGGUUACCAGAGAAGCCUUAUGUCACUCCUGGCUACUUCAAACUUGUAACGUGAUAUGUGGUGACGUGGUCAUGACGCUGUUAUACCUUACGGGUCUGUCACGUGACCAUGCCCGGGGUCGUACACCUAUUUCAAAUAAUGUUGCACUCUGAGGAUCCAUGUAUCGUAACCCCCAAUGGUUCAUGGGUAACGCAUGAGGUUGAUAUAUACCGUUAUCACGAUGUUGUGCGCGCAUUUAAAAUGCAACAGACUGGCAGGCCACUGCUGAUAUAAAAUGGAGUAUGAAGUGGAGUUUCCAGACGAAGCCAUAGAAAAUGCCGUGGAAUGCUACAGUCAAAUACCCCUUCGCUCUGCGCGCAACAUCGUGAAAACGGUCUGUUGGACUCUAGAAGCCGUGUGAAUGUUUAGAGACACGUAAACAAGAAUACUACGGUUUUUCAAAUUUGAAUUUUUUUAUUUUGUUUUAUUUUUUAUUUGUUACGCAUGAAGCAUUGUCGAGUACGAAUCGUGGAAUUUCUAGUGCAAUCUUAUCUAAGAAAUACCUGUAAGGCUUCCUGGUUCACCAGAUAUAUCUCACUCUUCUCGUACAUAACACCUUACUCUUAACACAUUUCUAAUGCUGACAUUACACAUUUCAAUCUCUUUGCUGCACAUCUUACGUUAGGCGCUUGAUAUCACUGCUUCCCAAUAUUUGGGGAUUCCAAGUAAUGCAAUAAUAUAUGCAUAAAAUAUCAUAAAUCACCUUAUAUGGUAACAAUAGAUGUCCCUAUAUGGCAAUGGCCGUAAGUAAGCAAAAAUAGUUUUAAGAAUUUAUUCUAUGGAAGUAAAUGUAGUAAUAACAGUCUCUUUACAAAGAUAAGCUAUGUAAAACGGAGGGACGACAGGACAAGUAUAAAUAUAAAAGUGAUAUAAUAACUGCUGCUGUCAUUGAAAUCUGCGAGGCUACAUAUUAGAGACUGCCACAUUGAAACUGAAAAGUGGAUGGUUUUGUAAUUAAGGGAAAUUUCCUAUGAAGAAAUUGCCGACAAUUUGCCAUUGUUUUCCUCUCAGUGAUGUGGCUCAAUUGCUGGGGACUGUUUAAUGUCCUGAAUGGGAAAGAAAUUGCUUUCCUUUCAUUCAUUUGGAAGACUUUCCAAUUAUGCAACAUUUAACUAAAAAAUAUAUUUUCUAGAGGUUUUCCCUUUUUUUUGUUUUUGAAAUUUUACUUUUAUUUGAGGUGAGUUUGUUCUUUGAAUAUUAUCUUUUUUAACCAAGAAACAUGCAAUUGCGAGUUCAAUUUCUACUUCUCAGUUACAAUGUUGCAGUUAUGUGCGAGCUGUGGCUCUUGACCUCUUUAUUUUUUCAGUUCCUCCAGAGUCUUCCAUGUGGCAGUGUACACUAGUUUGCUACUCUUUUUACUUAGAGGCAUUAACGAAUGAUUAAAAACGUUUUAACUAAAAUCGAAACCCACAUUGACUUAAACGAGAAAAUGAAACUGGCCAUCAGUCCAGCUGACCGCCGUUCUAUUGGAUAUUCCUAACAAGGCUUUUUUGCGCACUGCAAAAACAUCAGGCCAUGGAAAAAGUAUCCACUCUCCCCAAACUGUAAGAUGGUGCCUCGAUAUAAUAGGAAAAUCUAAACAGAGAACUUGCCGGUCUCUUGGCCUUUUCACUCCAAAAUCUGAAUUUGAAAAUUCUAAUUUCUAUCUGCAUCAAAGUUCUUUGUGUCUCUGCCAGUAAUGUUUCUUAUAAAAAUGGACUGAUUUUUGUUUAUUUUAUCUAUUGACGUCCUCUAUGGAGUAGUAUUAUUUUCAGAUUGCUUUUUUGGAGUGAAAGGGUUAAGUAUAUUGCACUUUCUGAAAGAAGCACACUCAUACCUCGGCCUUUGGGAUAACAUCUAUGAAACUCUGCCUCAUCUCGAGCCAGAUAAAGAUAUAUAAGUAUUAUGACUUCGACUGUACAUAGUGCUUGGUAAUUAUCGCUAUAUUCACAUUCUGUUCUCCACAAACUUGUAUAGUUGCCAACCGAAGAGUGCAUCCAUGUACUGAUGCUCACAAAGUCUAAGCGGGUAGUCGCAGUAGUAGUUUUUACAUAUUUAUAUACUUUGUUGAUAAGGGUUUAGGUAAACAAAUUCUACGAAGAAGGCUCCAUAUACCUUGUAGUUGUACCAAUGUAGAUAGAACAUGUACUCAAAUUUUGUAAAAAUAAUAAAGUGCAAAAAUCAAUAACAAA